AUGCAGCGCGAGCAACAGCGAGCGCCAGCGUUGUCCCUUCAGCAGCAACAAUCGGCGCCAGAACAGAAGCAUUCGGCGGCGGAUAGCGGUGCGGCGGCCGCCUUGCCUCGGAUGUCCCCAGUAAGCGAGAGUGAAGGAGAGUGGAUUCGCGUUGAGGAGCCUCACAGGCAGGGCACAGAAGCGCCUAACCCGGAAGAUCAGAUGGGUCGUCGCCCGUGUCAACGCUUUUGUGCGACAGUGGAUGACUCUGCUCCCUUGUCUUCCCCUUCUGCACUUGGGGCACCGCGAGAGCAAGUCACUCGCUAUCCAAUUUGUAUCGGCAGUGCCACUCAAGCUGAAGUGGGCACGGGGGCAGAUCACAGCAACAUAGAGAUGCUGAGUGGAAUGGUCUAUGGAGAGGCAAGUGAAGGAGACGGUUGGGCCGCCUCUAACUUCCCAAAAGAUUGCGUUGGGGGAAAAUCUGUCCAGGCAAGCCAGAAGGGUGUUUUUGCUCGCCUAUCCCUGUACGCCAAGUCCGUAACCAGCUCUUUCACCAGUCAUCUGGCUGCGCAGCUGAAGGCGGAUCCCGCAAGCGCGAGCGGAACAGACGACUUUACUGAUGUCGCCACUCCCCAGACAGAGCUGAGUGAACUCAACGCCCAGGCCAAACAUGCUCCACGGCAGAGAGACAAACUCCUGCAGGGCAUGCUUGAGUGGCAUCGCUGCAUCCUUGAGAUGUAUGGGGGGACCAUUGAGGACAUCACAAGACUCGCCUUGCAAGUACUGCCUGCCCAUGCAGCAGAUGAUCAGAGUGAACGGCGGUUUCUGAUAAUCCAGGGGUUGUUUGACGUCUUCUGUCUUUACCGCUCCCAUUUCCUCUCUCCUCCAGGAGAGCUGUUGCAGGCUGAGGCGUUGCACCACCAGUGGAAGCGCCGCAGGGAUUGCUCGUUGGAGACUGCGGGGAUUUCAAGCGUAACAGACAUUUCUCGAACUCCGGCGGUGCCUUUGCUUAACGCCCGGCCUGUGGAAGGGGGGACAAAUACUGUGGAAGGCCUGCCAACUUCCAUCCGACUGGCCCUUUACGGAGCGAUUUCUCUCGCAUUGAAGGUAAUCCGCGCUUUGCAGUUGUUGCUGGAGGUCAGUGCUCUGCGGCGAGGAGGAGAAGGCCCGCGCUUUGCUCUGUGUCUCCGCCUGGAGUUACUGAAGCUCAUUCUUAAGCUGGUGCUACGUGCCUUAACUCCCUUUGCCUUCUACUGCGACGAACAAAGCAUAUCGCAGGCCCUCGCGACGCAGAAAGAGAAACGGAUCAUAUCCGAUAGUGAGAAGCUCCGUCCCUUCUACGGUCGACGCACCGGCAGGAAAAUACCACCCCUUCCAUCUGCAGCGCGCCAAGUGGCCGACGAUCAUCAGGCACAGAUUACUGCAGCUGCUGAACAGCAGCUUCCUCAGCAGUGGGCGCUUCUCGUGGUUUUGUGGCUUUUCAAUGAGCUUAAGGCGAAUACAUCCCCGUCUCGUCUACGCGUUCUUUUGAAUCUUAUGCACUCCACUGCUUGGAGGCCCGUCCUGGGGGAGGUACUGUACCAUAUUCGUCCGUUUAUUCACCUCUAUCUUUUAAGGCGGGCCAAGAGCACCAAGUCAUGGACUCCGUGGCUGGUAGCCAUUUUUAUCGAGGCCAACUCUAUCUCGCUGUUGCACGGUUCUCCGCAAGUGAUGGAGCAUCUUUCACCUGUUGAGGCUGCGGAACUUCAUCGCCGGCUAACAGGGUUGCCUUACGCCUUACUGCGUCCCCCGUUUUUCGACAAGUUCCUUGCGCGGCCUGUCGAAGCCAUUGACUUCGUGGUGCGGCGUGUGCCGCUUCUUAAUCAUUUCAAUGUAUUGGAUGCAUUCCUUACCUACAGAGACCUUUACUUCACCACUUCCAAUACCUGA
Messenger RNA from Eimeria mitis, 1908 nucleotides. RefSeq lists its product as uncharacterized. Bases 1 to 1908 code for a protein of 635 amino acids. NCBI's taxonomy places the organism in Eukaryota, Apicomplexa, Conoidasida, Eucoccidiorida, Eimeriidae. Gene Ontology annotation, biological process: peroxisome organization. Gene Ontology annotation, cellular component: peroxisomal membrane. The transcript has 8 exons. The record is from RefSeq and is a predicted model, not a curated record.